Molecule: messenger RNA, 3978 nt
Organism: Corylus avellana
Lineage: Eukaryota; Viridiplantae; Streptophyta; Magnoliopsida; Fagales; Betulaceae
Product: homeobox-leucine zipper protein ATHB-15
Molecular function (GO): DNA-binding transcription factor activity; lipid binding; DNA binding
Source: RefSeq, a predicted model, not a curated record
CACAGUGGAGAGCGAAGACCUCUGAGCCGAAAGUGACGAACCAAUGAAAACCCACAGAGGAAACGCAACAACAACAACAACAACAGCAACAAUGAAACCAAAAGCAAACUACUUUUCCUCUGUUUUGAGCUAGGGUUCGCUGUUUGCUGAUUUCAAAUUCCCAUUCCAUUUCUUUUGUUUCCUUCGCUUCCAAAAACAAAAAACCAUCACAUGCUUCACAAUAUCUCCCACUAGCUCCACCCAAAAAAAAGAAAAAGAAAAAGACUCUAGUGGCUUUGAUUUGAGCUAUGUUUUUUUGUUUCUUUCCGUGAAAGCUUGGGAAAAAUGUUUCAGCGGCAGCAGAGGAAUCUUCGGGGACCAUGAAGAUUAGUGAAGCUCUGUCGUCUUGGCUGGUUGCAACGUAAAAGGGUGAGAUCGGCAGGGAGGAUUUGGGUUCAGAGCAAGAUUGGAUCUUCUGGGUAAACCUCUAUUUCGGGCAUGGUUUUUUGAGAGAUUCCGAGUCGGUGAUUGGGACUCCUUUGGAGGAUUGGCUGAGUUGGAUCGGGCACUCGGUCGAGUUGCUGGAUAGGUAAAAAGAGCCUAGCUUCAAAUCACGGGGAAACAUCUGGUGCGAAACGUUUCGUGCUGUUUUUUUGUGUUUGGUGUUUUGGGCAACAGUGAAUUCAUUAGGUUUAAGCUCUGAUCUCGAAAGAUUUAUGUUUUCUUGUGCUUGGAGAUGUCUCUUACUGAGAAAACAAGUAUAACUACGUUCUAGUUAAGGAUAUUGGUGUCCCUUUGUCGGUUUAUCUCUAUCCUUGCAUUUCUCAAUCUCAGUAUUCUACUCAAAUAUUUAAAAUUCGAACACCCAGACGCAGAUUUGGAAAAUGCACAACUUUGCUUAAGGCUUCCACUUGUGUCUCUGUUUGUUGCUCUGAAGCUCUAGGAAGUGCUGAAACUGUCAUUAAGGAAGAGAAGCUACUUGGGUUCUGUUUUAGCUUUCUUUGGGUACUCGAAUUCUGCGGUUAAGUUUCAUUUUGUGGCUAAGUUUGUUGUGUCGAAGCUCUACAGUGCUUGAGAUUGUCAAUAAGAACGUGAAACUUGUUGGGUUUUGUUUAUUUUUAUUUUUUUGCGGGAUACUUGAAUUGGAGGUGUAAGAUUUUAAUUCGUGGCUGCUUUUGGUGCAUUGAAGCUCUGAAAAGUGGUUGGGAUUGUGCUUAGGGAAGAGAAGCUGGUUGGGUUUGGUUUAGUUUUUCGUGGGAAGUUGAAUUUGAGGUGAUUGGAGAUGUCAAUGUCCUGCAAGGAUGGUAAACCAGGGUUGGACAACGGCAAGUAUGUCCGGUACACACCUGAGCAGGUUGAAGCCCUCGAGAGGCUCUAUCACGAGUGCCCCAAGCCGAGUUCGAUUCGGCGCCAGCAACUUAUUCGUGAGUGUCCAAUUCUCUCCAACAUCGAGCCAAAGCAGAUCAAGGUCUGGUUCCAGAACAGAAGAUGCAGAGAAAAGCAGAGGAAAGAGGCUUCACGGCUUCAAGCUGUGAAUAGGAAGCUGACGGCCAUGAACAAACUUCUAAUGGAGGAGAACGAUAGGUUGCAGAAGCAAGUCUCACAGCUGGUGUAUGAGAAUGGUUACUUCCGCCAACAUACCCAGAAUACAACGCUUGCAAGCAAGGACACAAGUUGUGAAUCGGUGGUGACGAGUGGUCAACACCAUUUGACACCUCAGCAUCCGCCGAGGGAUGCUAGUCCUGCAGGGCUUUUGUCCAUUGCAGAAGAGACUUUAGCAGAGUUUCUUUCAAAGGCCACUGGAACUGCCGUGGAGUGGGUCCAAAUGCCUGGAAUGAAGCCUGGUCCGGAUUCCAUUGGAAUCGUUGCUAUAUCUCAUGGUUGCACUGGAGUGGCAGCACGAGCUUGCGGCCUAGUGGGUCUUGAACCUACAAGGGUUGCAGAAAUCCUCAAGGAUCGGCCUUCGUGGUUCCGCGAUUGUCGAGCUGUGGAUGUUCUAAAUGUGCUGCCCACUGCAAACGGUGGAACCAUCGAGCUGCUUUACAUGCAGCUCUAUGCACCGACUACAUUGGCGCCUGCUCGUGACUUUUGGUUGCUGCGCUAUACUUCUGUUUUAGAAGAUGGAAGCCUUGUGGUCUGUGAGAGGUCACUUAAAAAUACUCAAAAUGGUCCAAGCAUGCCGCCUGUGCAGCAUUUUGUGAGAGCAGAAAUGCUGCCUAGUGGGUAUCUCAUACGACCUUGCGAGGGAGGUGGUUCAAUCAUACACAUCGUUGAUCAUAUGGAUUUGGAGCCAUGGAGCGUACCAGAAGUAUUACGCCCAUUGUAUGAAUCAUCAACUAUGGUCGCUCAAAAGACAACUAUGGCGGCUCUACGCCAGCUGAGGCAGAUAGCUCAUGAGGUUUCUCAGUCUAACGUGACAGGCUGGGGCAGACGGCCUGCUGCUCUUAGAGCUCUUAGCCAGAGGCUGAGCAGGGGUUUUAAUGAGGCACUUAAUGGGUUCACCGAUGAGGGGUGGUCAAUGAUGGGAAAUGAUGGCAUGGAUGAUGUUACUAUUCUUGUGAACUCAUCUCCUGACAAGCUGAUGGGUUUAAAUCUUCCCUUUGCUAAUGGAUUUCCAGCUGUCAGCAAUGCUGUCUUAUGUGCUAAAGCAUCAAUGCUAUUACAGAAUGUCCCUCCUGCAAUCCUUCUUCGGUUCCUGCGAGAGCACAGAUCAGAAUGGGCAGACAAUAAUAUUGAUGCUUAUUCAGCUGCAGCUGUUAAAAUUGGCCCCUGUAGCUUACCGGGGUCACGAGUUGGAAGUUUUGGGGGUCAAGUUAUACUUCCACUCGCUCACACUAUGGAGCAUGAAGAGUUCUUGGAAGUCAUUAAGUUGGAAGGUGUGGGCCAUGCUCCUGAAGACGCAAUAAUGCCUAGAGAAAUGUUUCUAUUGCAACUAUGUAGUGGAAUGGAUGAGAAUGCUGUUGGGACAUGUGCUGAGCUUAUUUUCGCUCCAAUUGAUGCUUCUUUCGCUGAUGAUGCACCUCUUCUGCCUUCUGGUUUUCGCAUCAUUCCUCUUGAUUCUGGGAAGGAAGCCUCUAGUCCAAACCGCACCCUGGACCUUGCUUCUGCUCUUGAGAUUGGGCCAGCUGGCAAUAAAGCCUCUAAUGAUUAUCCUGCUAAUUCUGGCUGUGUGAGAUCAGUGAUGACAAUAGCAUUUGAAUUUGCAUUCGAGAGCCACAUGCAAGAACAUGUAGCAUCCAUGGCUCGGCAAUAUGUCCGCAGCAUUAUAUCAUCAGUUCAGAGGGUGGCAUUAGCACUCUCUCCUUCUCAUUUGAGUUCACAUGCUGGUCUUCGGCCACCGUUAGGUACUCCUGAAGCUCAGACCCUUGCUCGUUGGAUCUGUCAGAGUUACAGGUGCUACAUGGGAGUGGAGCUACUCAAAUCUGGCAAUGAAGGGAGUGAAUCCAUUCUCAAAACCCUGUGGCAUCACUCAGAUGCAAUAAUGUGCUGCUCUUUGAAGUUUUUGCAGGCAUUGCCAGUUUUCACGUUUGCAAACCAGGCAGGGCUUGACAUGCUUGAGACCACCUUGGUUGCUCUCCAGGACAUAACCCUGGAGAAGAUAUUCGAUGAUCAUGGCCGAAAAACACUCUGCUCAGAGUUCCCACAGAUAAUGCAACAGGGCUUUGCUUGUCUCCAGGGCGGUAUCUGUCUCUCAAGCAUGGGUCGACCAGUCUCAUAUGAGAGAGCAGUGGCUUGGAAGGUGCUGAAUGAAGAAGAGAAUGCUCAUUGCAUCUGCUUUAUGUUUGUGAACUGGUCGUUUGUAUGAAAUCAGCACAUCUGAUUGAGAUCAGAUGAAUUAUAGAACUCCAAAACCUUUGUUUGCUUGUUAGACUUUCUGCUAAAAAACCCUUGUUACGUAUUAAGACUGCCUAUGUGUUACCCUACUUUGUUGUACCCUGAAACUGAUACAUGUUUCCUGCUAUGUUAUGCUUUAAUCGGUAAGUUGAUGUUAACAACGCA